Messenger RNA from Rotaria sordida, 1626 nucleotides. The record is from the annotation of a GenBank genome assembly. NCBI's taxonomy places the organism in Eukaryota, Metazoa, Rotifera, Eurotatoria, Philodinida, Philodinidae.
AUGAACGAUCGAUGUUCUUGUCAUCAUCAACAACAACAUGAACGACAAACAUUUGAAGACAGAUGUCGAGUAUCAGAAAAUGAACUUAAACAAAAAACUGAUAUGUCUGAUAAACUUAGAAAUGAAAUCGUUCUUCCUAAUCGGCAAAAUGAUCUAUCACGUUCAACAUGUAUUUCAACUGAACAAUCAUUAAAGUUUGUUCGUAAUACUUCUCAACGUUCAAAUAGUAGUUUACUUAUUAAAAAUCGCGAAAUAGCCAAAUUGAAGGCAUUAAUCUUUGGAAAAGAUAAUGAACUUAUUGCACUUAAAUUAGCUAAUAAAAAUGCUCUGACACAGAUGGAAGAACAAAUGGAACGUGAACGAAAAGUAUGGAAUGAACAUAAAGAACUUUUAUUAGUCGGUGAACGAACAAAAUUUGAAGAGGAAAAAUUUCGUUCAUUUAAAGAUUUACAAGAUCAAUUAAAACUUGAACAAGAACGUUGUCAACGUUUAGAACAAAAACUAUAUGAUGCACAAAUGGCAUCGAGUGAAGCUCAAUUAAUGUUAAAAGACAGUGGCCGUGAACGUAUUAAUGCUGUCUAUGGUACAAAAGAACAAUGUCGAAAAGAAUUUCAAGAUGAAAUUACUCGACUACGUAAUCAAUUUCAAUCGGAGAAAAAUGCUGAAUUGGCUCGUCUACAAGAACGUAUUCGUCAAUUAGAAGAUGCAUUAGAUCAUGCUUCAACUGAAAAUGCUGAUGUAACUUUACGUCAACAUGAAUUAUUUCUAAAUUUGGAAACAUAUGAAAAAACUUGUGUUCGUUCAAUAAAUGAUUGCAUUAAAAAAUUGCUCAUGGCAAUGGAUAGUCCAUCUCAUGUCUAUGCAAAAAUUCCACAUAUGACAUCAUUGACAUAUGAUCGAGAAUCAAUCAUUAAACGAUUACCAACUCGACAUGUCCUUCAAUCACUUCAAGAUACAAUUGAUGAUAUUAAAAACUAUAUUGUUGAACAAAAAGUACAAAUUGAAGCAAGAACAAAACUUUCAAGUAAAUCAAAAGUGUUAACGGAUCGAACAACAGAUUAUUCAAAUCGAACGUAUGAUAAUGAUAGUAAUAGUAAUCGAAAUUGUUAUCAACAAUCAAAAAGGAAUUCUUUUUCACAAGAUCAAAAAGAAAAUGAUCAUUGUUUUCAUGAUAUUGAUCGUUUACCGCAACCAUAUGAUAAUGAUCAUCAUCGUUUACAGAAUAAUUACAAUUCGUUUCAUUUAUCAUCCGAACAAAAUGAUACAAUUAAUAAUCUUGUACAAAAACUUGAAGAUCAUAUUGCAUCCGAACUCAGUCGUUUGACUAAACAACGUUUGAUAUUAAAUGGUUCAAGUUCUCAUGAUUCCACAUCAUUUCAUUUAGGGUCACCUACAAAGAUCAAAUUCGAAUCUGAUUCUGUGAAUAAUAAUAGUGAAACAAGACAAGGUACAUUGAUUCGUCAUUUACAAGAUCGUAUUGGUGAUCUACGAGAUGAUAGUAUGCGUCUACAUGAUCAUCAACAAUUAAAAUCAUUUUUAACAACAAAUAAUAAAUCAACACAUCAUGAAGAUGGUAAUCAUCAAUCAUUUUCAUCGAAGCGUUUAUAUAAUUGUCCAACAACGUAA